Messenger RNA from Etheostoma cragini (Arkansas darter), 2646 nucleotides. Its product is annotated as solute carrier family 66 member 2. The coding region runs from base 224 to 955 and encodes 243 amino acids. The record is from RefSeq and is a predicted model, not a curated record. NCBI's taxonomy places the organism in Eukaryota, Metazoa, Chordata, Actinopteri, Perciformes, Percidae. The transcript has 5 exons. Gene Ontology annotation, cellular component: trans-Golgi network; endosome. Gene Ontology annotation, biological process: phospholipid translocation; retrograde transport, endosome to Golgi.
UGCCUUCACGCGCGCGCAUGUUUCUCCUCUCUUCAGAACGAGUUGAGAUUUAAAAGUUGGAGCUGCCAGGGAACCCAGGCUGUUUUGACUCCGACCAACAUCCGUGUCCGAGUUGGUGUUCUGAUAAAGGUGAAGGAAAGUGAAUGAAGGCGUCAGCAGCGUCCCGGGUCCAACCUUUAGACACCCCCGCCCCCUCGGACACUCCUGAGCUUCUCUUGGUGUGAUGGAUUCAGAGGUGGUUGUGCAGGAGGACAUGGAGGGCUCGUGGACGUUACUGUCCUGGAUGGCGUCCUGCCUCAUGGUGUUCGGGGGGGCCCUGCCCUAUGUGCCACAGUACCAGGACAUCCAGAGGAGCAACAGCAGCGAGGGCUUCUCCACCCGAGUCUGCCUGGUGCUGCUCAUAGCCAACAUCCUGCGCAUCUUCUUCUGGAUAGGGAAGCAGUUUGAGCUCACCCUGCUGCUCCAGAGUGUGAUGAUGAUCCUCACCAUGUUCGCCAUGCUCCACCUUUGCUGCACGGUCCAAAACACCAACCGAGUCAGCACCAGGCAACACCGGCUUUCAGAACUGGAUUUUCGCUACUUCUGGAAGUGGAGCGCGUUCGAGGACUACCUGCUCUUCUGCUUCGGCUUCACCGUGCUGUGUGCAGUGGUCACGCUGCUGCUGCUGGACUCUGCUGUGUUUGUGGAGAUGCUGGGCUCCCUGGCCGUGACGUUUGAGGCCAUGCUGGGCUUUCCGCAGCUUCUGCAAAACUUCCACAACUGCUCCACCAAAGGCAUGAGUGUGACGAUGGUCCUGCUGUGGACGGCCGGCGACAUCUUCAAGACAACCUACUUUGUGAUGAACGAAAGCCCGGCUCAGUUCUGGGUUUGCGGUUCAGUCCAGAUCCUAAUCGAUGUGGCCAUCCUGCUGCAAGUCCUUUUCUACAGCCAAGACACACGGGUCAAGUUAGGUUGAACAUGGCUGUUGCUUUGGAUGGCGAAAACCAGGGCUCAUGUUUAAGUUUUAAUGAGUCUGAUCAUGCAAGGCUUUUUAAUAAAAUCAACAGGGCACCUAUUAGGGCACCCUUAAUAGAUCAGUUGAUAGAGUGGGCGCUCAUGUAUAUAUAGGUUUACUCCUCGGUGCAAUGAGCCUUUGCUGCGGGUCAUUCCCCCCUCUAUUCCCUUUCACUUCUUCAGCUGUCAUUGAAGGCCUAAAAUGCCCCAAGAAAUAUCUUAAAAACAACAAAAAAACAAUCAACUGCAACGUUGAUUUUAUAUCAUGUAAGACAUUUAGCAUUAAGGAAACAGAAAAAACCAAAGUCAACAUAGAUUAAGUGUGUCCAGCCUGGUUUCAAAGUAUUUUGCAUAUGGGUGUCAUGCAGACCCAAACUAUUUACCUUCAAGGGCAAUUAAGCAAAUAGUUUCAGACUUAAACAAACUACUAAGCAGUCAAACUUAUAGCCAAACGUUUGGCUUUACAUUGUUAGUAAGAUAAGACAGUAGUUUGGGGAAUUUCUAGCAUUUCAUACUAUUUAUGUGUUCUCUGUUGAACAUUAACUGGAUCCUGGAAGUGCAGUGGAAACUGUGACAGGGAAACAUCACUCACAUUGGCAGCUCACUAACAGUGGUUCUGUGCUGCUGUACUGGCAGCUGUAGCAACCAGCGCGGCACUGGAAUCUACUGCCUGACUGAUGAGUCUCCACAUGUACAUUGUGUGUGCGUGUGUAUGUAUGUGUGUUUGUGUGUGUGUAGCGUGCUUGCUGGUGUGUUUGUGCAGCCAAAAUAGAUUUUUCGCCGUUGGCCUGCAGCGCCUAGCAAAGCCCACUGUGCUUGCACCAAGUCAUGGUAACUACAUAGGACAUCAAUCUUUGUGUUAUGACUCUGCUUUGUGGCUUAACUGCCAAGCAAUACACGUCUACAGGAAAGUUUGUGAAAGACAAUGAAAAGUACUGCGAUGCUUUGCCUGUACCUCAGUCACAAAAUGGUUUGUAUACUUCAAAGGACACAAUAUUACUUAAUAUUUGUGGCAUUUUUAUCACACAUGUCCUUGUCCCAUUACUUCUGAUUUUGUGAUGUCUCUUUGUUUUUGUUUUUCAAAAAGCACUCUUGUUCUUUGAGACAGUAACAGGGAGAGAAUUACUCAUAAGCAUUGUGGAUAAGUAACGUUAAAAUCAACAUGAGCAGCAGGAAUAUAAUUAUAUUUAUGUUUGAUCUUUUAUUGAAACACACCUAUUGCCCACUUUUUGACUCCCAAGCAUCAAAUACUUAGUUUAUAAAAUGUAGCCAGGUCAGGAUUGGUUUAGUCCUAAAGAAAUGUACUUAAGGGACUGUUUAAAAUGUCAGCAUAUAGUUAUUUAUGUAAUUAUUAACUAAAUCCAGGAAUGGCUAAAAUACAUAUAUAAAUCCAUGGUGGUAAAAAUUAAUGAAAGACCACUUCUUACCCUCCCUUUAGCUAAAAGAAAAACGUUUUUUUUCUCCUCUGUCUUAACCCCCAAUACAUCUUUAAUUUAGAGUAUUUAUUUUCCCUUUCGUGGCAUGUUUUGUAAUUCCUGGAGAGGCAAUCUUUGAAGCGUCUUCAUUCACCUACAAAUGCCCCGUUAAACAGAGGACAGAAACAUUGAAACUGGAUUUAUCCAUUCCAACCUUCCAAAAUGCAAAAAUGUCCAC